CCCGCGGCAGCGUCCGGAGGGGCCCCGGGUGAGCCCCGCGUCCCCCAGAGCCGCGGUGGCCCGGGCAUGGCGCGGCCCGGCCCGGGGGCCAUGCUGGCCUCGGGGGGCCUGGGCUUCCCCCCGCAGAACGUGGCCCGCGUGGUGGUGUGGGAGUGGCUGAACGAGCACGGGCGCUGGCGGCCCUACUCGGCCGCCGUGUGCCACCACAUCGAGAACGUGCUCAAGGAGGACGCGCGCGGCAGCGUGGUGCUGGGACAGGUCGAUGUCCAGCUGGCGCCCUACGUCAUCGACCUCCAGUCCAUGCAUCAGUUCCGGCAGGACACGGGGACCAUGCGCCCCGUCCGCAGGAACUUCUACGACCUCUCAGCUCCGGGCAAGGGAAUCGUGUGGGAGUGGAGAACGACAACAACUCCUGGACCCCCCUACGACAUGGACAUCUGCAUCACCAUCCAGAACGCCUACGAGAAGCAGCACCCCUGGCUGGACCUCUCCUCCCUGGGCUUCUGCUUCAUCUACUUCAGCAGCAUGUCCAAAUGAACCGGGCAGACGCAGCGCAAGCGGCGGCUGCGGCGCCGCAUGGACCUGGCCUACCCGCUCACCAUGGGCUCCAUCCCCAAGUCCCAGUCGUGGCCCGUGGGCCCCAGCACGGGCACCCCGUCCUGCUCGUGCCCCCAGUGCCUGCUGGUCAACAGCACCCGCGCGGCCUCCAACGCCAUCCUGGCGUCCCAGCGCCGCAAGCUCUACCCGGGCACCGUGCGGCAGAGCAGCACCUUCGCCGGGACAGCGCUGUGGCCCGCGGGGACCGCGACGCCGGCCGUGGUGGCGGCCAAGGGGGGAAGGGCUGCGGGGUGGCCGCAGCGGGGUUCGGCCCCGGGCGGCGUGCCCAGCGCGGCGCUGCCCGGCCUCAACAACCUCAACCGGCCCGGCACGCAGCGAGGGGCCGGGCUGGGCGCCAGGGCUGCCGUGCCCCCCGGGGUGCCAGCGCUGCCGGUGAAGAACCUGAACGGCACCGGCCCCGUCCAUCCCGCGCUCGCAGGCAUGACGGGGAUCCUCAUGUGCGCCGCCGGGCUGCCCGUGUGCCUGACCCGCGCCCCCAAACCCAUCCUGCACCCCCCGCCAGUCAGCAAGAGCGACAUCAAACCCGUGCCCGGCGUCAACGGCAUCUGCAGGAAAAAAAAGAAGCAGCUCAAGAAGAGUAAGACCCCCGAGGACGUGGUGCGCCGCUACAUCCAGGUGAAGAACCCCCCGGAUGAGGAUUGCACCAUCUGCAUGGAGCGGCUGGUCACCUCCUCCGGCUACGAGGGCGUGCUGAGCCCCAGGGGCAUCAAGCCCGAGCUGGUGGGCAAGCUGGGCAAGUGCGGGCACAUGUACCACCUGCUGUGCCUGCUGGCCAUGUACAACAACGGCAACAAGGACGGCAGCCUGCAGUGCCCCACCUGCAAGGCCAUUUACGGGGAGAAGACGGGCACGCAGCCCCCCGGGAAGAUGGUUCACCUCAUCCCCCACUCCCUCCCGGGAUACACCGACUCCAAAACCAUCCGGAUCGUCUACGACAUCCCCACCGGCAUCCAGGGCCCGGAGCAUCCCAACCCCGGCAAGAAAUUCACGGCACGAGGCUUCCCACGGCACUGCUACCUGCCCGACAACGAGAAGGGCAGGAAGGUGCUGAAGCUGCUGAUCGUGGCCUGGGACCGGCGGCUCAUCUUCACCAUCGGCACCUCCAACACCACGGGCGAGUCGGACACGGUGGUGUGGAACGAGAUCCACCACAAGACCGAGUUCGGCUCCAACCUGACGGGGCACGGCUACCCCGACCCCAACUACCUGGACAACGUGCUGGCCGAGCUGCUGGCCCAGGGCGUGUCCGAGGCCACGCUGAAGGACUGAGCCGGGCCGGGGCCGCCCUGGCCCCGUGUCCCGCCCGUGCCACCCGCGCCGCUUCCCGCAGCCCCGCCCGGCGGGCCCGUCCCCCGUCCCGGGCCACCCGGUGCCACCCACCGCGUGUCCCCGCGUGCGUCCGUCCGUCCGUCUGUCUGUCCGCCCGUCCCGGCUCGCCCCGCUCUCGUGGCGAUAGCGUCGUGGUCUUUUUUCUACCCGUGGCCUCUUUGCGCGUCUGUGCCACCCGUGUCACCCGUGCGUCACCCGUGCGUCACCCGUGUCGCCCGCCGCUGCCCCAGGAGCCGCGCACAGCCGGUGCCAUGUACAUCUCUGUGUUACAGAAUACACCCCGUGCCGGGCUGCGGCCCCGCGUCCCC
This is a messenger RNA of Melospiza melodia melodia, 2255 nucleotides long. It is a transcript of the gene DTX1, whose product is annotated as deltex E3 ubiquitin ligase 1. The record is from RefSeq and is a predicted model, not a curated record. Gene Ontology annotation, molecular function: zinc ion binding; ubiquitin protein ligase activity. NCBI's taxonomy places the organism in Eukaryota, Metazoa, Chordata, Aves, Passeriformes, Passerellidae. Gene Ontology annotation, cellular component: nucleoplasm. Gene Ontology annotation, biological process: protein ubiquitination; Notch signaling pathway.